Molecule: messenger RNA, 207 nt
Organism: Candidula unifasciata
Lineage: Eukaryota; Metazoa; Mollusca; Gastropoda; Stylommatophora; Geomitridae
Source: the annotation of a GenBank genome assembly
GUCCAUUUCCGCCAGUUCACUGCUGUGACCACGACACGACAAUCCGAGGCUACGACAUUCCUAAGGACACAAUCAUUAUGACCAACUUGGACUCUCUUAUGAUGGGCCCACACGUUGGGGAGAAUCCUGAAGACUUUCGACCAGACAGGUUCAUCAGUGAGGAAGGCAGACUUGUACAACCUAAGUGGUUUAUGCCUUAUGCCACAG